GGAAGAAAUUAUUACUAGUACACCGCAAAUUACGCCACAUUCUUCAAAAGAUGUUGGUCAUCCAGCAUUGAACGAUAUUUUGCCCGAACUCGAGAGGUUAUCAAAAGAAGCAUUAUCAUGA
This is a messenger RNA of Racocetra fulgida, 121 nucleotides long. The record is from the annotation of a GenBank genome assembly. Lineage: Eukaryota; Fungi; Glomeromycota; Glomeromycetes; Diversisporales; Gigasporaceae.